This is a messenger RNA of Rotaria sordida, 228 nucleotides long. Lineage: Eukaryota; Metazoa; Rotifera; Eurotatoria; Philodinida; Philodinidae. The record is from the annotation of a GenBank genome assembly.
AUGAUAAAACAAGAUAUUAUGGAACUUCAAUCAAAUUUUAAACAAUGCUAUUGUUGUCAAUCACGUUUAACUGGUAAAUCAAUACAAUUUGCUAUACGCAGUCGACCAUUUCGAGAUAUUAAUACUUAUAAACGACCAUGUAGUAUUUGUCGUAAUGUGAUGUUUAAACAAAUCGAACAAACUCAUCAGAUUAAAAACAAUAUAAAAUGUUUAAAUGAAAAUAAAUGA